Molecule: messenger RNA, 2946 nt
Organism: Bacidia gigantensis
Lineage: Eukaryota; Fungi; Ascomycota; Lecanoromycetes; Lecanorales; Ramalinaceae
Exons: 1
Coding region: 1-2946 (981 amino acids)
Biological process (GO): phosphatidylinositol dephosphorylation
Cellular component (GO): intracellular membrane-bounded organelle
Molecular function (GO): phosphatidylinositol-3,5-bisphosphate 5-phosphatase activity
Source: RefSeq, a predicted model, not a curated record
AUGUCUGCUCAACAUGCAAACCACGGACAAAGGUCUGACGUAACACUGGAGCAUGAUAGUCCAAGUAGAUCGUUCGAAACGAAGCCCGGAAGCAAUGAGGAUGCUGGACCUAUCGGAACUGCAUCUUUCCCAAGACUUUCAAACAGCUCCCCAACUAUCCCGAAGCAAGAUGCAAGACACUUGAGAGUUGACGAGGAAGAUGAGGAGCUCACCACACCUACGUCAUUUCCAAGGAGUACUAGCCCAACCUCAACGGGACAACGCAACAGAGGUGCCCAAUAUCGAAAAGUUGGCGAGGAAGGCAUCUGCAAAAUGCAUCGAUUCUCUCUCUACGAGACAACCACAAGGUUUUAUUUCGUGGGGGGCGAUAUCCAGGAUAAGAGGUUCAGAAUAUUGAAGAUAGACCGGACAACAGACUCGGAAGACCUGAGUGUUACGGAAGACGACAUUGUCUAUACAAAGAAGGAGAUGAACCAGCUCUUGAACGCUGUCGAUGACGGCAAUAAGGUAUCUGGGGGUUUGAAGCUGAAAUGUAGCACAUGGGGGUUACUGGGGUUCAUAAGAUUCACAAGCGCGUUUUACAUGCUUCUUAUCACUAAGAGGAGUCAAGUGGCUGUCAUAGGCGGCCACUACAUCUACCAAGUUGAUGGAACAGAGCUUAUAUCAUUGAAUAUGCCUUCAUCUUCGCGCUUCAAGAACUUUGAUCCCGAGGAAGGUCGGUUCGUCAGCGUUCUGAACAAUCUCGAUCUCUCUAGAUCUUUUUAUUUUAGUUACUCGUACGAUAUUACUCGUACGUUGCAGGUCAAUAUCCUACGUGAAAGGCUUUCGUUACACAAAGGUCAGGCGACGACUUCAUCUGUGUCCUUCAAUUCUAUGUUCGUGUGGAACCAUCACCUUCUUGCCCCGGCGGAGCAAGCGUUGAGGAAUACUUAUGAUUGGUGUGUCCCUCUCAUCCACGGAUUUGUGGAUCAAGCGACAUUAUCAAUCUAUGGUCGCACUGUGCAUGUUGCUAUCAUCGCAAGACGCUCAAGGUUCUUUGCUGGAGCCCGAUUCUUGAAGCGAGGGGCGAACGAUCUAGGCUAUGUUGCAAACGACGUGGAGACCGAACAAAUAGUUUCGGAGAUGCUUACAACUUCGUUUCACGCCCCUGGUCCGAUUCUCUUUGGCAACCCACAUUAUACUUCUUACGUACAGCAUCGGGGAAGCAUCCCUCUUUACUGGACGCAGGACAACUCGGGAGUUUCGCCAAAGCCUGGCAUCGAUUUGAACCUUGUUGACCCCUUUUACACUGCGGCUGCCCUACAUUUUGACAAUCUCUUUGACAGAUACGGAUCUCAAAUAUAUGUACUGAACUUAGUCAAAGCUCGCGAGCGAACACCUCGUGAGUCAAUCCUGUUAAAGGAAUAUACUUGUGCCAUCACCUAUCUCAAUCAGUUCCUCCCCCUCGCCAAGAAAAUUAAAUAUCGAGCAUGGGAUAUGAGUCGUGCUUCGAAGAGUCGCGACCAGGAUGUCAUUGGUACCUUGGAAUCGAUUGCUGAGGAUGCAGUAGAAACCACAGGCUUCUUUCAAAACGGUUGGCCCGAGUCUGGCACCUUCAGACUGCAAAACGGCGUGGUCAGAACGAAUUGCAUUGACUGUUUAGACCGCACCAAUGCAGCUCAGUUUGUGAUAGGCAAAAGGGCCCUUGGCCAUCAGCUGCAUGCUUUGGGUAUCAUUGAUCAGGAUUCCAUCGACUACGACACCGACGCUGUCAAUCUCUUCACGCACAUGUACCAUGACCAUGGGGACACCAUCGCGAUCCAAUAUGGUGGUUCGCAUCUGGUCAAUACGAUGGAGACCUACAGGAAAAUAAAUCAGUGGACGAGUCACUCACGAGAUAUGGUGGAAAGCUUCAAGCGAUACUACAACAACUCAUUCCUCGACAAACAACGUCAGGAGGCGUAUAACCUAUUUCUUGGAAAUUACAUCUAUGUUCAAGGCCAACCAAUGUUAUGGGAUCUAUCCACAGACUACUAUCUCCAUCAUGCACAUCCACGGAGCUGGAUAGCUCACACACCCAAGCGAUAUUCUCAAUGGUAUUCGCCAGAACAUCUUGAUCCACAGCGUAUACCUGACAUCGCACAUGGUUCGAACAUACUUGGCCGAAAGUCUUUGAAUUUUUUCGAUGACUAUUGGCUCGAGUACUAUCGUCCUCUCGCAUUGUCAUCCUUUACAAAAAUAUUUUCGUUCAAAAUGAAUUCUACCUUGAGAUACGUACCCUUCAAGUCGACUCAAGAGGGCAAAUAUGAUCUCAGUCCUUUUCGGGUCAGAGACGGCCACGACCAACAAACACCAGACAAGGGACAUCCAAGAAAGGAGGUGAAGAUUGUAGAUCCUCAGAACGAGGCCUCGAAAGACAAAUCGGAACAAUUGGCACUAGAUGGGACGCGUUCUGAAAGCGAUGCAUUGCCUGGAUGGCUGCGCACCCAGCUUGCGCCGCCUCGAGGAUAUCAAAGCAUACUCAAGGGUCCCCUUAGCGCCGACGCAAAAGUGUCCGAGGUACUUAACACUCCUAAGGAGAAGAAGACGUUCAAAGACAAAGCCGCGAUUACACAGUGGACACUCCAGCAGUUCUUUACAAAUUCAUUGAACCCCUCCGUUACUUCGGCAGAGGCUCGUGAAUAUCAACGUUACAUCGACCAUCCACUGAACCUGGCUCUGGUCGUGUCUACAGACAUACCGCCCGAUCCGAGCGCAGAGCUGGUAAAUUAUGUUAAGAGCGUCACUUCCGACGCUGUCGCUAGUCUAUCUACUUCAGACGACGACCUAGCGGACUUCACCGAGUUCCUAGAUAUCGGAGACAAUCCUUUGACGGUUGCAGAGUCAGACUCAACAAAGAAACGCUACAAAGCGUAUCGUCAGUGGGUGAAGGGUAAGUCGCUCUUCAAGCAGCGUCUCGAGCCUUAG